This is a messenger RNA of Lindgomyces ingoldianus, 1062 nucleotides long. RefSeq names its product P-loop containing nucleoside triphosphate hydrolase protein. The record is from RefSeq and is a predicted model, not a curated record. Gene Ontology annotation, molecular function: ATP binding; ATP hydrolysis activity; DNA binding. Gene Ontology annotation, cellular component: Ctf18 RFC-like complex; DNA replication factor C complex; Rad17 RFC-like complex. The transcript is spliced from 3 exons. Gene Ontology annotation, biological process: DNA repair; DNA-templated DNA replication. Bases 1 to 1062 code for a protein of 353 amino acids. NCBI's taxonomy places the organism in Eukaryota, Fungi, Ascomycota, Dothideomycetes, Pleosporales, Lindgomycetaceae.
AUGGCGAAAGCAGAGUCCUCGAAAGCGGGCGCCCGCAACGGUAUCAAGGCAAAUCCCAAUGUUGUCGGUGGCGCAAACUACGAGCUUCCAUGGGUUGAGAAGUAUCGCCCCGUCUUCCUCGAUGAUGUUGUUGGUAACACCGAAACAAUCGAGCGCCUUAAGAUCAUCGCUAAAGAUGGAAAUAUGCCGCACGUUAUCAUCUCCGGGAUGCCCGGUAUUGGAAAGACAACCUCCAUCCUCUGCCUCGCGCGACAACUCCUUGGUGACGCCUACAAAGAAGCCGUACUAGAGCUCAAUGCCUCAGAUGAGCGUGGUAUCGACGUGGUUAGGAAUAGAAUAAAAGGCUUUGCACAAAAGAAAGUGACGCUACCGCCAGGAAGACAAAAGCUCGUAAUCCUGGACGAGGCCGACAGCAUGACAAGCGGCGCACAGCAGGCGCUCCGAAGAACGAUGGAAAUCUACAGUGCAACCACACGCUUCGCAUUUGCCUGCAAUCAAUCCAACAAGAUCAUCGAGCCCCUCCAAUCUCGCUGUGCUAUCCUCCGAUACGCCCGUCUUACGGACGCACAAGUUGUCCGCCGCAUCCUGCAAAUCUGCGAAGCUGAAAAGGUGGAGUAUUCGGAUGACGGUAUCGCUGCGCUUGUAUUUUCCGCCGAGGGUGAUAUGCGACAAGCUAUCAACAAUCUCCAAUCGACGCAUGCUGGAUUCGGUUUCCUAAAUGGGGAUAAUGUUUUCAAAGUGGUGGACAGUCCACAUCCAAUAAAAGUCCAGGCUAUGAUAAAGGCAUGCCAUGAGUGUAGGGUAGAUGAUGCGUUAACAGCGCUGAAGGAACUGUGGGGUUUGGGAUAUUCGUGCCAUGAUAUUAUAAGUACCAUGUUCAAGGUCACCAAGACCAUCCCAGACUUGAGUGAGCAUGCUAAACUGGAGUUUAUCAAGGAAAUCGGAUUCACUCACAUGCGCAUCCUCGAAGGCGUUCAAACCCUCCUUCAGCUCUCUGGAUGCAUAGCGCGACUGUCAAAGAUCAACAUGAACCCCCAACUUUUUACGGUUCCAACCAAAUAA